CCGCACACAAACAGCUAACUACGUCCUUGUGCGCAUGUAAGUCGUGUUAACUGACACAUAAAUAAUUAAUGUUGGUACCCGGCUUGCAGUUAUUUAGUUUACUAACAAGUUUGUUUUGCUGGGAUACGAACCAAACAAUCAUGAGUGCCGAGGGGACAGAGGAAACGCCCAAAACCAAUCCGGAGAAUAUUAAAGAAGCCAAAUCCAUCUACGAAUUCACCGCAAACGACAUACAGGGUAACCCGGUUUCUUUGGAAAAGUACAAAGGGCACGUAUGUAUAAUUGUCAACGUUGCUUCUCAAUGCGGUUUAACGAAGAACAACUACGCGGAACUCGUGGAAUUGCACAAUGAAUAUGCGGAGAGCAAAGGGUUGAAAAUUCUCGCUUUCCCUUGCAAUCAGUUCGCGGGACAGGAACCAGGAUCAAACGCGGAUAUCUGCCAAUUCAUGCAGACUAAGAAUGUCAAGUUUGACAUGUUCGCAAAGGUGAAUGUCAACGGAAACGAUGCUCAUCCCCUUUGGAAGUACUUGAAGCACAAGCAAGGCGGCACCCUUGGGGAUUUCAUCAAGUGGAAUUUCACCAAGUUUAUUGUCGACAAAAAUGGGCAGCCGGUCGAGAGGCACGGGCCCAAUACUAAUCCGAAGGAUCUUGUGAAAUCUUUGCAGAAGUACUGGUAAUUUUAAGACUCCAAAUACGCAUAUAAUUUUUAUAAUGCACUUUUAAUGUAUGUAGAUAUUGUUGAGCAACUUUUCUUGUUUUAUAUUGUUCUUGUGAAUUAAUAAAUUUAAUAUUUAUUAAAAUGGGUAUUGUAUUU
Molecule: messenger RNA, 814 nt
Organism: Anoplophora glabripennis (Asian longhorned beetle)
Lineage: Eukaryota; Metazoa; Arthropoda; Insecta; Coleoptera; Cerambycidae
Product: glutathione peroxidase-like
Exons: 1
Coding region: 69-677 (202 amino acids)
Biological process (GO): response to oxidative stress
Molecular function (GO): glutathione peroxidase activity
Source: RefSeq, a predicted model, not a curated record